Messenger RNA from Coccidioides immitis RS, 381 nucleotides. RefSeq lists its product as uncharacterized. The transcript is spliced from 6 exons. The record is from RefSeq and is a predicted model, not a curated record. NCBI's taxonomy places the organism in Eukaryota, Fungi, Ascomycota, Eurotiomycetes, Onygenales, Onygenaceae. Bases 1 to 381 code for a protein of 126 amino acids.
AUGGCGUUGAGGCCGAAAUUCUUGUGGGCGAUUUCGUCAGGCCAGGUUUGGGCACAGGUCGGACGCAACUCUGUUUAUCAUAUAUGUACUCCGUACUCCGUGCGAAGAAAAGAUCUUGUGAAACUCAAGUGCGCGCUUGUACACACCUAUUUGGAAAAACGAAACCCCCCGAGGUUUGGGCACUGGAGUUGCGCUAUGUUGCUCCAUUACCCGCUCCUGUAUGGGAUAUGGAAUGCCCUUGCUCACCAGCCAUACCUGCAAAACAAAAGUAGAGAGUGGUGGGUGGUGCUCAUGUUGGAAGGGCAUGUUACUCUACGUUUGGCAACACGAAGGUUAGCAAGAGCACCCUUGCAUAUCCCCCAAGAGAUGAGAAUGGAGUGA